AGACGUCCACACACAGUGGAGGGGCUUUCUCUCUCUCUCUCUCUCUGUCAUUCACUCAGUCUGAUGGAGGUGAAGACUCGACCUGCUGCAGCUUUAAUCUGCUGCGGUGUCACACAGGAUAACGGAGCAGGGAGUCUGACGGUCUACAGGUCCACACUCGGACCGUCCUGGACCUGGUCUGCAGCCGGACCGUCCUGGACCUGCUGCUGCUGCUGCUGCUGCUGCUGCUGCUGCUCGUAAAAAAUCAGGACUCAAACUAAACUAACGACUUUCGAGCAAACUAACGAACCGGACGGAGGAAAGACAAAAACUCUCCUGAUCUCAGCGGUUGAACAAACAUGGAGGAAAAGUUGACGGAGGAUCUGGAUUUUUACGUUUCCUGUCGGUCUGGAUCACAAAGCUUUUUAAAAGUCUGCAGCAAAUAUUGAGUUUAGUUUUUUUUAUUCGUGGACUCUUCAGUCAGAUGUUUCCUGAUCGAAAUCACUUUUAUUUCGUUUUUAUUCCGAGAGAUUUGUGUUUUGAAAGUGACCGUACCACUACAGAAACUUAUAUCGAGACAUUCAGCUGAUUCUUGAAGCUGAAGUUAAAUGUUGAAACUCUCAUUUAGCAUCUUUCCUUCAACUGAAAUCAGUUUUAUCUUUUAAUGUAGGACAGUUUUUCCCGAGCACAAAUAAACCUUUAAGUUUGUCCACCAACUUUUUUGGAUCUUUAGUUCAAGAUUUUCUUUUAAAGAAUACUGUUGUGUGUUUUUUGGUCAAACAAAAAUCAAAAUGUAGCUUCAAAUACUAAGAAUUCUUACAUUAAUUUUCAAGAUUCUGUUUCUACCUGUUGACUUUGACUUUCAGACUCUGAACGAGAAGUUCAAUGAAUUUAUUUUUAAGUUCUUCAAAGUCUAUUAAUCUAUUAAAGAAGAGUAAUGUGUUGAUGCAGCAGCUGUGACCUCAGAGGGUUAAACUGAUGAGCAGUUUGCUCACAGCGUCGUACGUCGAGUGUCUUGAGUUACGGUGAGAAACUGAAGCCUCCUCCUGCAGCUCUGGUUACCUGUCCAACGACUGUGUACGUGACGGCGGCGGCAGCAGCAGAGAGGACGGGACAAGGUCCAGAGGUUUUUAUCAGCUCUGUGGAAAUGUGAUGUUGACGCUGAGGGGGCGGGAUUCAGGACAGAGGUGAACCAGGUGAGAGAGGGAGAGGAUUAUACAAACACAACACUGCAGGAUUAACAGAGCGGAUGAGCUUCAUUCAGCCGGGAGGAAAACUCAGAGUCCUGGUUCUGGUUCUCGAGGCUGAAUCUAAAUCUCACUGACUUGGAGGAUGACACCUGCAGCCUCUCACCUGGACCUCGUCUUAACCUGAUCCGGAUCUGGAUACGAUGAAGCCAAACAUCCACCUGGAGUAACCUUGAACUGGACCUGUGGGGCUGGGUCAUGUACGUCCUGUGCACCCUGGCUGUUCUGACCCUCCACAGCCUCUUCAAGAACCGGAACAAGGCCGUAGAGCCGGGCGGGACCUCGGAGGCUGUGGGGCAGAAAGUUGGUCUGGAGGAUGGGGGCGUCGCUGAGGUCUGGGGGACGUCAGGGACUCGUGGUGGUCGUGGUGUCGAUCAGGUGGAGUUGAUGAGCUGCAGAGCUGAAGGGAAGAGGAGGCGAGGAGGAGGAGGAGGAGUUCAUAAUGUCCCCGACAGCAGGAAGGGAGUUCAGCCGGUCCAGCGGUCCAGCGCUCUGCUCAGCCCGGCGGUCAUGUUCGGCACAAGAAAGACCUGGGACCUCGGCCACGCCCCCUGCCUGCAGGAGCUCUGGAAGAAAGACAUUUCAUUGGACGCGAGCUCAGUGGACUUCCUGAUGAGUGAUGGUGAAGACGACGGCUCCUUCCUGUCUCUGCCCACCGCUGCCUUCUCACAGCGCCCGUCUCUGACCGCAGAGCUGACCGAAACAAACGCACCCAGCCAGCAGCUGCUCAUCCAGACUCUACAGGACAAAGUGUGUGAGUUUCAGGCUCGUCUGCGCUCUGAAGAAGUCACUCGUCACCUGCUGCUCCAGCAACUGCAGCAGCAGAGCGUCCAGGAGAAGUUGUGUGGAGGAGGAGGAGGAGGAGGAGGAGGAGGAGGAGGUGUCCAGACGCUGCAGGAGGAGCGGCUGUCGGCCCCACCCACAGGUGAGAGGGCGUUGCAGCCCGGUGAUCAACCUUCAGAUCGUCUCAUCUGUCCAGAAGAAGAGCAGCUCGUUACUCGGCUGCGCACACAGGUGGAGGAGCUGGAGGAGAAGCUGUUGGAUCAGACUCAGGAGGUGGAGAGACUUCGCUCUGAACUGGGGGCGACAGACCUGGAGAAGCAGCUGGAGCUGCUGGUGGUGGAGAACGAGCAUCUGAAGCAGGAGCUGAAGUCAUGGAGGAGCUCAGAGCUUCAGAAGCUCGACGCUGCUGCAGAGAGCUGCAGCUGCAGCCACUGCCCCCACAGUCAGGAUGCGGAGUCCCUGCGGAGGGAGGUGUCCCGCUGGGAGAGCCAGGCCCGGCAGAGGGAGCGGCGGCUGGCUGAGCUGGAGCGAGAGCUGCUGGAGAAGAGCUCCAGGGUGGAGACGCUCCACCGACAGCUGGACGACUCCACCCGGCAGCUGGACGACGGACGGAGGCAGCUGGAGGAGGCGCGGCGGCGGAAGGGGGAGGCCGAGCAGACACUCUCCCUGCGACUGCAGGAGUGCGAGGAGGAGCUCGCCAGACAGGCAGCGGCGCCCCCCAGAGUCAAGUAUGUGACUCAGAAGGUGGAGGUGGAGUCGGCCGACUCUCAGAGAGCUCUGGCCGAGAUGCAGACGAAGAACGCCGCCCUGCAGGAGCAGCUCUCCGUCCAGAGGCAGCUGCUGAGGGAGCUGGAGACGCAGCUGCACGAGUCUCAGAGGACCUGCGCUCAGCUCAGGACGCAGAUCCUGGUCUAUGAAGGAGAGAUGGAGCGGGCUCAGGGUCAGCUGGAGGCGGAGAUGCAGAACCUGGAGGAGGAGAAGAACCGAGUGAUCGAGGAGGCGUUCAUCAGAGCGGAGAGCGAGAUGAAGGCGGUCCACGAGAACCUGGCAGGAGUGCGUAUGAACCUGCUCAGUUUACAGCCGGCGCUCAGGACUCUCACCUGUGACUACAACUGUCUGAAGAGGCAGGUGCAGGAGUUUCCCUUCAUGCUGGAUAAAGCCAUCAACGAGGCGAAGCAGGAGGUGUCUGAUCACCUGACCUCAGGUGUUCAUUAUGAACGAUUAUUAAAGUCAAUCAAAGGAAUCAACAACAACCUGAGCUCCUCCUCAGUUGUUUGA
Molecule: messenger RNA, 3287 nt
Organism: Seriola aureovittata
Lineage: Eukaryota; Metazoa; Chordata; Actinopteri; Carangiformes; Carangidae
Gene: kifc3
Product: kinesin family member C3
Exons: 13
Coding region: 1425-3287 (620 amino acids)
Source: RefSeq, a predicted model, not a curated record